AUGAUCUGCAUCAAUUGCUGCCGUGAGGUUGAUUGCUUGUAUGUCGAGUACUCUAAUAAUCGUAUCCGACUUACAGAUUGUACAGAAUGCGAGGAAGUUGUAGACCGCUAUGUUGAAAUAGACAACAUUCUGUUAUUCAUUGAUCUGUUACUUUUAAAACCUGGCGCGUACAGACAUCUAGUCUAUAAUUCACUAGAACUUGAGCUGUCAAAGUAUCCAGAUCGCGGGUCUUACGAGGAGCACUAUCACAGAAGGUCCUCCAAGCUUGAAGUUAAAGGACCCUUCAUUUGGCAUUCGUGGUUCUCAUUUCAGCUACACAGAUUGAAGGAUUGGUUUGUCAAGUUUGACCAGCUGAACCGAAUUUGGGUUCUCAUAACCGCUUUCGAGGUAUACCUCACCUGGGUCUCAGAGGAACGCAAAUUCCACCAGACGCGGUCCAAUGAAUUGAUGCGUCAGAUCCUUUCCAAAAGCGCAUUGGGCCAAUACUUAUGCUUUGCAGUGUAUUGCGUUCUAGAUUUCGUGGUGCUUAAUAACGUGGCUCACUACUUGCUUGUCAAGAUUUACAAAUGGGGGCAUAAGGUCAAGUAUGCAAAAUACGUUGUUUCGUACACAAUACUGCUUUCAUAUGGUGCUAAAAUUUACCCCAUCCUUAUGCUGAUUUGGCCCUACGAUUCUCUUCUUACAUCUAGCAUUAUUAAGAUAGUUGCCAAUGUUUACAUUAUUGAAGCACUCAAAAUUGUAACCAAUCAAAGCUACAUCGAUGUGAUGAUCUUAUUCCUUUUCGUGUUUCUCGCACGAUCUCUUACUGUCAAACCGUUGCUUUCUUUGGUUGUUACGCAUGGUAAUUUUCCUUUGUGCUGGCAGUACACUAAGGCAGAGUAUCAUCAAAUAUUGCAGAAUUUACUACCUAGUACCUAUUUAAAGAAACCUAAUCAACCAUAG
Lachancea nothofagi CBS 11611 is the source of this 942-nucleotide messenger RNA. NCBI's taxonomy places the organism in Eukaryota, Fungi, Ascomycota, Saccharomycetes, Saccharomycetales, Saccharomycetaceae. The record is from the annotation of a GenBank genome assembly.